This is a messenger RNA of Cuculus canorus (common cuckoo), 3594 nucleotides long. RefSeq names its product prostate transmembrane protein, androgen induced 1 (gene PMEPA1). NCBI's taxonomy places the organism in Eukaryota, Metazoa, Chordata, Aves, Cuculiformes, Cuculidae. The record is from RefSeq and is a predicted model, not a curated record. Gene Ontology annotation, cellular component: Golgi membrane; early endosome membrane. The transcript is spliced from 4 exons. Gene Ontology annotation, biological process: negative regulation of transforming growth factor beta receptor signaling pathway. Bases 80 to 940 code for a protein of 286 amino acids. Gene Ontology annotation, molecular function: R-SMAD binding.
GUUCUUUGUGUUGCCGUCGCCACCUUCUUUUUUUUCUCUUUUUUUUUUUUUUAAUUUUUUUUUUUUAUUUUUGGUUUAAAUGUUUAACUUAAUGGGUCUGAACAGCACGGCCGUAGCUAUUCAGCCCAAUGUGUCCUGCACAUGCAACUGCAAAAGGUCUUUGUUCCAGAGCAUGGAGAUCACGGAGUUGGAGUUUGUACAGAUAAUCAUAAUCGUGGUGGUGAUGAUGGUGAUGGUGGUGGUGAUCACGUGUCUGCUGAACCACUACAAACUCUCUGCGCGAUCCUUCAUCAGCCGGCACAGCCAAGGGAGGCGGAGAGACGAGAACCUCUCAUCAGAGGGAAGCCUGUGGCCUUCGGAAAGCACCGUGUCGGGGAAUGGAAUAACAGAGCAGCAAAUCUACACGCCGAGACCCAGCGACCGCCUGGCAGUGCCAUCCUUUCUGCAGAGGGACCGCUUUAAUAGAUUCCAGCCAACUUACCCCUACAUGCAGCACGAGAUCGACCUGCCGCCCACCAUCUCGCUGUCGGAUGGCGAGGAGCCCCCCCCGUACCAGGGACCCUGCACGCUGCAGCUGCGAGACCCCGAGCAGCAAAUGGAGCUCAACAGAGAGUCUGUCCGGGCUCCCCCCAACAGAACCAUCUUUGACAGUGACUUAAUAGAUAACUCUGUGUACGGGGGGCCGUGCCCCCCCAGCAGUAACUCUGGCAUCAGCGCGACCUGCUACGGGAGCAAUGGUAGGAUGGAGGGACCGCCGCCGACGUACAGCGAGGUGAUAGGGCACUACCCGGGGUCGACGUUUUACCAGCACCAGCAGAACAACAACGGGAUGCCUUCUAUCUUGGAGGGCAGCAGACUCCAUCAUUCACAAAUCAAUGGCCUUGAGAGCACAACCGCGUGGAACAAAGAGAAAGAGAAACAAAAAGGGCACCCCUUUUAAAAAAAAAAAAAAAGAAGAAAAAAGCAAGAAAGUAAAUGAAACACUCUGCACUUCUGUUUAAAAGAAAAAGGAGAGAGAGAGAGAGUUGAGGAAGACGAGCAAAGAAAAAAAAAAAAAGCCCUUCCCCAUCUCUCCGUGUAUAAAUAUUUACUUGUUAUGUCUGGUCUGAAUGCACAAGCCUACCAAGCUUGCAAAAGCAUUUCUUUAUUGAGCUGUGUCUAGACAUUUAAAAAAGGAAAAAAAUCAACUGUAGUCCUUUUUUUGUUUUGUUUCUAGUUGAGCUGUGUGUGAAUGCUUUUUUUUUUUUGUUUGAUUAUUUCACUUAUCUUUAAAGACAAAAUAUUUGCACAAAAACAUUUUGUUUAAAGAUCUGCAAUAUAAAUAUAUAAAUAUAUAUUAAAAAUAAGAGAAAGUGUAUGUGUAAGGAGCAGGAGUAUUUUUGUAUUAGAAGAGGCCUAUUCACAAAAAAAAAAAGUUGUUUUCUGAACUAGAAGAAAAAUGGCAAUUUUUUUGAGUGCCAACUCAAAAAGCGUGUAUUACAUUGUAAAAAAACAAAAAACAAAAAAAAUCAAAAGCAGGGGUUUAGAGUUAUUUAUAUAAAUGUUGAAAUUUUGCACUAUUUUUUAAUAUAAAUAUGUCAGUGCUUGUGUUGGUCAAAGCCUCUAUCAUGUCUACCAUGAACCUGGUAAGGGAUAUAUGUCAAAGUGAAGAACAAAGUAGCUGGAAGGGGUGGAAAAUCGCUGAAGUAGAGAUGCCAGCCCUGGGAGGAGCGGUGAGCGAGACUGCAUCUUAUGCAAAUCCUUAAUUUCCAGAGUCCCUGCACGUGGCUGCUGACAGUCACGGCUUUAUACAUUCCCUACAAAGCAAGAGGAGUUGAUGUGUGUCUGUGUGUCAUCCGGUAAGAUUAUUGGAGUAAGAAGGUAAAAUAAAAACUCCCUGCUUCUGGGAGUCAGUAAUGACAGAAGCAGACAAAAGUUACUUGAUUUUUUUUUUUUUUUUUUGGACAACCUCUAACUUUUUGAGGGGGGUGGUGGGGAUGAGAAUAAACUGUGUCUGAAGGAACAAAGUGGUUUUCGGUUUAUUUCUUUCGAUGUUCAACUGAAGGGGACCCUAUUUGGAGCUAAAGCAGUGAUUAUGAAAGUUAACAUAAGCAAAUGGUAACGUACCCAUGGGCUGCCUUUCAGCUUGGGUUUAAAUAGUCAUUGAAAGUAUGUGCUGAGAAGUGUGACGGUGGUGAAAGUCUUUUUCAUUUUGUGUUAAACUCCCAAACCUCUCUUUGGAAUAAACGGGCGCAGCCGUGUCUUGCAGCUCCGCCGUCCCUCGGGCUGCCUCUGGUCAUCGCUAUUUUUUACUUUAUUAUCCUAGCUAAAGAGGCGUCAGAUACAGUAGAUGGAAACGAAUCUGCUCCUGUGAUAUGUUAAUUAAAAGCUAAAGAAAUACGCUUAAUGCUUUAGAAGCAACCCCCUUUACCUCUUCUGAAGAUGUCCUCAUCCACAGCAGCACAGUCCCACCUGCCCAGCGUUGGGUGUCCUUAAUUUAUCUUGGUUUCAGAAGCAUUUUGUCUUAUUAUGCUAUUGUUUACAUUUUUGUAUUGUGUAGGUGUCUGGUAGGUGUUUUACCCUCGUGGUGGAUUUGUAUGUGGUGGAGUGAGCGAGUGAGAAACCCGAGAGCGUGUGAGAGAACAAAAGGGAUAAAGCUGUUCUCAGUCCUGUCUCUGGUCCCGUCUCCCCAGCUGGGAGAGCAUCUCUCUGAGCGCGAGGAAGGGUCGCUUGGUAGGGGAACUACAGAGAGCGAAGCUUUUACAAGGAGGUGUGAUUUCAUUUUCCGCAGGAUGCUAUCUAGUAGAGUGACAUAAAUGAAAGAUAUAAAGGCAAUAACUAUUGUUUUUAAGUGACUUUUCUAUUACUUGAAAAAAAAAAAAACCAAACCAUGAGAAUGGUUUUGAAGUUCUGACCAUUUGAACAAUAUUUAUAUAUAUUUUAAAGAAGACGAUGAAUAGCUGAACUUGAAGUUUGAUCGUUAUUUUCCACUUUUUUUUUUUAUUUUUGCCUAGAAAGAGUCCUGUACCUUCUCAAUAUUUCCAACUGCUUUUCCACAGCUCUUGAAAUCUUCAUAGCUUUACAGUCGUGUAACCUAAAUUUUGAUGACCUAAAAAACAAAAAAGCCACAAAAAAAAAAAAUAGUCAUGCAAAGGAAUAAAUCUAGUUUGUCAUGAAAGGUACAAAACUGAUGAAUUUAUACGAGUUUUUAAAAUGUAUCUUUCCUUUAUGUAACAUGUCUAUUUAGUGCCUUAUUAAAGAAAGAGAAACACUCUCUUUUUAGAGAGGGGAAAAACAAAAUCAUCGUUAGCGCCACAAGUAACCAGCGUCUGGUCUCUUGCUCCUUUGGACCUUGCAUUCAAUUUUCCAGUCCCUUCUUUCCCGGCAGCGCUGCCAGCUCCCAGGAGCAACUCCGUGUGCCUGGCCACGCAGGCUGCUCCCUCUGCCGCGGCUCUUCUCCGGCUGUUUGUAAGGGAACUUGAACACAUUUAUGCACAUUUGUCUACCCAUAGAGGUAGGAAACUGUGGUGGAUAUUGUAAAUGAGAUACCAACCAAAAGAGAAACCGAAAUAUAAUAUCUACUGCCCUCUUGAGCCAAAAUGCAUGAAUAGUGGU